Rubroshorea leprosula is the source of this 614-nucleotide messenger RNA. The record is from the annotation of a GenBank genome assembly. Lineage: Eukaryota; Viridiplantae; Streptophyta; Magnoliopsida; Malvales; Dipterocarpaceae.
AUCUUCUUCUUCACCCUCCUCUUCUUCUUCAGAAUCAUCUUCAUCAUCUUGGGUUCCUCGUGGAACCCAGUGCGGGGUUUCAUGAGGAACCCAGAGCCAGUGCGGGGUUCACAAGGAACCUAGAUCUGGGUUCCUCAUGAAACCCAACACUGGGUUAGUGAGGAACCCAGACCUGGGUUCCUCUCGAAACCUAGCAUUGGGUCUGCGCGGAACCCAACUGGCUUGGAUCAAAAUGGGGAGGACGGGGAGGACCACGGCAAUCUCCGGUUGGGGCAGCCGGAGCUGUACAAGCAAGCUAAUAGGGACGAUCCCAAAGCUCUCCUUGAUGGCGUCGAUGUUGUUGGACUCGUUGGAAUCUUGCGCCAAUUAGGCGAUCUCGCUGAGUAUGUUUCUCGCGUUCUUAUUUGAUUUUGCUCUUCAAUUUUGGGGAUUGAUGGUGUUUCUAGUGUUGCAUGAAAAAAUUUGGAAAUUGAUUUUUGUUUUAAUGUUGAGUUUCAUAGUAUGUAUAGAUUGAACUCUGAAGAAUGUGAGGAUUGAUUGAACUGCAGAGGAAGAAUUUAGGCAAGCUAAAGCUGUAUUGUUUGUUAGUUUUUUAAAAAAUUUAAGGGAAUUGA